AUGUCCAAUCUCACCACUCCAACAAUGAAUGACUCCUAUUCUUCAGAGCCACUAGACGACACCGUCGUCGAUCUCUUUGACCAAUGGGCCGACAGAUUCCCCGGGCGAGUCGCAGCGGAGUGGCAAGGCCAAUCCCUCACCUACGGGGCUCUUCGCGAUGUCUCUCUCCAUGUUAGUCACGCCUUAUUAUUGGCCGGUGUACUGCCACGCGCCCGAGUCCCGCUGUUGACCCGAAUGUCGCUGGAGAUGCUUCCGGCAGUGAUUGAGAUCUUGAGAGUAGGAGCCUGCUAUGUACCGAUGGACGUGGCCGCCUAUAGUCGUGCUCGUAUCGAGGCCGCCCUCUCCGAGCUGAAUUCCACGGUAGCGGUCAUGACGAGCCCCUGUCCUGACCUCCGACUACCUGUCUUUACGGUCAAUUUUCAGAGAGAAUGGCUCGUCUUGUCACCACCAAACAAGGACGGCCUACAAGUAGAGUUGGAGGCAUGCCGACGCGGUAUGCAGGCCGAUGACCUUACAUGGAUUAUCUUUACCUCGGGCACAACGGGCAAGCCGAAAGGAGUGAUGGUGUAUCACAGGGGCAUACAUGCCGUUUGUACCGUGCAGCAUAGCCAGGAGCUAUAG
Aspergillus eucalypticola CBS 122712 is the source of this 621-nucleotide messenger RNA. Its product is annotated as putative NRPS-like enzyme. The transcript has a single exon. Gene Ontology annotation, cellular component: cytoplasm. Gene Ontology annotation, biological process: secondary metabolite biosynthetic process; amino acid activation for nonribosomal peptide biosynthetic process. The coding region runs from base 1 to 621 and encodes 206 amino acids. Gene Ontology annotation, molecular function: phosphopantetheine binding. Lineage: Eukaryota; Fungi; Ascomycota; Eurotiomycetes; Eurotiales; Aspergillaceae. The record is from RefSeq and is a predicted model, not a curated record.